Messenger RNA from Vicia villosa (hairy vetch), 1396 nucleotides. RefSeq names its product peroxisomal membrane protein PMP22-like. The transcript has 7 exons. The coding region runs from base 630 to 1187 and encodes 185 amino acids. Gene Ontology annotation, cellular component: cytoplasm; membrane. The record is from RefSeq and is a predicted model, not a curated record. Lineage: Eukaryota; Viridiplantae; Streptophyta; Magnoliopsida; Fabales; Fabaceae.
GAUCGAAUUCGUCCAUAAAAACAAUUUUCUUGUCUCAAGUUCCUGCUUGACUUCUACCAUAUUAUUUGUCUCCAAAUUUAAGCUCUUUCCAGAGAUAAUUCAAAUUGCAUUAAUUCUAUUUGUUUCAAUUUUGUAAUUCAAUUAAGCUUCACUUAGUGCAUGCCAACUGUUUGAAGUUUUACUUAUGUGAGCAUCGUGCAUCGUUCAUAUUUUGGUAUGCAAAAAUCAUUAUUUGCUCAGAUGAGAGUUGGUAUUGGUUAGAAGCAGGACGAGGGAUUUGCUACGAUGUCUUUGCCGCCUCAUCCACCGGUUCCGACUAUGCUUGUUACGGUGGUGAUUGGUAUUCCGAUUCAGUUUGAUGUUCUGGAUUUCGGUUUCAAUUAAUUUCUAGUGUUUCAAUGGAAUCUGAAGUUGUUAAGUUGUUUUCCAUGGGAUGAAUAUAUUUAAUGUGUAAAGUAAAACAAAAAAGGUGAAGUGGUGUAGUGCUAUUUACUAUUCUCUAUUUACUAGAGUGUCAUUUUUCUUCACUGUUGUUGGCUUUUCUGCCUUUGUUUUGUUCUCUUGUUUCACCGAACAAACACAAACCUUCACAGACGCAGUGCCAGUAACUACUUUUCAGGUCGAGGAAGAUGGGGUCUGUAGCAAAGAACGGACUCAACAAUUAUGUGAAACAGCUUCACGAACAUCCUUUGAGAACUAAGUCGAUUACUGCAGGGGUAUUGUCGGGGAUCAGUGAUAUCGUGUCUCAGAAGCUUACUGGGAAUCAGAAACUUCAAUUCAAAAGACUUUUUCUCAAAGUGUUUCUUGGAGCCGCUUAUUUUGGACCCUUUGGACACUACUUUCAAUUAAUACUGGAAAAGAUUUUCAAAGGAAGGAAAGAUUCAAAAACUGUGGCAAAGAAGGUUCUGAUUGAACAAUUGACAUCUUCUCCUUUGAACAAUUUGCUUUUCAUGAUUUACUAUGGAUUAGUUAUUGAAGGCCAACCUUGGGUGCAUGUGAAAGCUAGAGUGAAGAAGGGUUUUCCAUCGGUGCAAUAUGCAUCAUGGAUGUUCUGGCCUGCUGUUGGAUGGAUAAAGUACAAAUUCAUGCCUCUUCAUUUCCGCGUUGUUUUUCAAAGCUUAAUAGCAUUUUGCUGGGGAAUAUUUUUGAACCUUCGAGCACGAUCUAUGUCAUUGACUAAACCCUGAAGGAAAGGAGAUUCCAAUAUAUAGUCUUGAAAUUAAGUAGAUGCUCCUGCUUUUCUUUAGAAGUUUGUUUGUCCUUCUUUUAUGUGUGUAAUUUUCUUGGAAUAUUCGAAAUAAAGCAGUGAUUAAGGAAGACAAGUUCAUAGUUAAUGUGCUAUUACAAACAUUGGAGGUUCAUAAAUAAAACAGCACAAAUUUUCCAUGAUGAAAAA